CUGGCCUGGCUGCUACCUUCCCCUCAUUCUACUCUCCUCCUCUACUCCUCCUCUCCCAUUCACCUUCACAGAGUAAGAGACCUCGUGGCAGUCAAGUUUCAUCAUGCGGUCCUCUACCCAGCAGUCCAGUUUCAUGCUUGCCUUGCUGGCCAUGCCGUUGGCCCUGCCAGUAUCAGCAGAGAGAAUCCUCGGGGCUUAUAUCUUCGCUCGCCAUGGAGAUCGUACCGCUAAGGUGUUGAAGAACACGCAGCUGACCGACCUGGGUUACAGCGAAGUCUAUCAGACAGGCAGCUACUGGCGCAGCCGGUACCUUGACUCGAACUCGUCUCUUCAGAUCCAAGAUAUUAACGAGAACAUCGUCAAGUUGAGCCAAAUCAGUGUCUCAUCACCGUCCGACGAUGUGCUUCAGAACUCGGCAACGGGCUUCCUCCAGGGUGUCUACCCUCCUGUCGGCUCGUCGGCGAACCAGACCCUGGCUAAUGGCAGCACUGUCGACUCUCCACUGAACGGAUAUCAGCUGAUUCCCAUCUCUCUCACCGAGACCAAUUCGAAUAGUGAGGACACGGCCUGGCUACAGAGCUCAACUGAGUGCCAGAACGCCGAGAUCAGCAGCAACAACUACUAUUCCUCGGCACUUUACAACUCGCUAUACUCCUCCACCCAGGACUUCUAUCAGUCCCUGUCCUCUUUGCUGAAUGAGACCUUCUCCGACUCUCAGAUGAGCUUCAAGAACGCUUACACGAUCUUCGACUAUCUCAACGUUGGGUACAUCCACAACACCACCAACGUCCCCACUGAGGAACAACUCCAUCAGGCCCUUCUCCUUGCCAACAUCGAGCAGUACAACUUGGCCUACAACUCCUCGGACACCAUCCGCGCCAUCGCGGGUGCAAUCCUAGCCGGAGACGUGCUCACCGGUCUGAACGACACCAUCUCCUCCAAGGGCAAAUCCAAGCUGAAUAUCCAGUUCGGCUCCUACGGUACUUUCAUGUCCUACUUUGGCCUUGCGCAGUUGCCCGCUGCGGACGUCGACUUCACGGGUAUCCCUGACUACGCCUCUUCCAUGGCAUGGGAGCUGGUUACCAACUCGACGGACUCGUUCCCUUCGACCUCCGACAUCAGCGUGCGCUUCGUGUUUCACAAUGGAACCCUCUCAUCCGGCUCGCCUACCGAGUACCCGCUCUAUGGCAAGUCCAGCCCUACCAUCUCCUGGUCGGAGUUCUCCGAGCUCUCGAGCAAGAUCGCCGUCACCUCGACCAAGCAGUGGUGCAGUGUUUGCGGCAACACCGAUGGAGAUUGUGCGGCCUACUCGACUAGCUCAAACACCACCACCACCACCACCACCACCACCACCACCACCACCACCACUACUACUUCGUCGAAGUCGGAGAGCGACGGUGGUGUCUCGAGGCCCGUGGCGGGUGUCAUUGGCGCGAUGGUGACUCUAGCGGUGAUCCUUGGCCUUGAAGCAUUGUUUCUCCUGGCUGGUGGAUUCCGCAUCACCAAAAAGCGUGCGCCUGUUGCUGCUGCGGCCGCCGCCGCCGAUGCUGAGAAAUAAAGCCAUUUGUGGAUUUAGAUAUCUAGCUCCAGGACUUGAACUCUCAUGAGGGACGAUUUACGGUAUGACAGUCGAACGGGUGAUCUUCAUGCAGCAAUAAUAGUCGCAGAUAAUGAACAAAAUCAUGCAAUAUGUAAAGCCG
Aspergillus aculeatus ATCC 16872 is the source of this 1700-nucleotide messenger RNA. RefSeq lists its product as uncharacterized. Gene Ontology annotation, biological process: dephosphorylation. Gene Ontology annotation, molecular function: phosphatase activity. The transcript has a single exon. The record is from RefSeq and is a predicted model, not a curated record. The coding region runs from base 104 to 1558 and encodes 484 amino acids. NCBI's taxonomy places the organism in Eukaryota, Fungi, Ascomycota, Eurotiomycetes, Eurotiales, Aspergillaceae.